CUAGAAAUUGCUAUUAUUAUUGAAUUAUUUUGUAGGUAAUUUUCAUGCUGUUAGCAGCACAAAUACAAUUCCAUUCACCCUGGAUGUAUUUGAGAGGUGGGCUUUCUACUGAGCUAGAUACCGCCGGAGGUCAUACUUAUCCAUAUUUCUUUAUAUUUAGGAUGUAACACAUUAAUAUGUGUAAUGAGUAGGGAGUUGCUUUUAGUGAGGAACCUAUUAAGCAUUAUCACCCAGCGUUGCAGUUCUCUUCAGCUUUAUGGAGUAUUUCAAUGUUUUGUUUUGGGUUUUACAACCCACAACUUUCCUAUUCUAGUUUAUCGUCACUGCUCUCAUCGUCAAACUGCAGCAGGCAGUUAUUUAUUGUCUAAAAUAACCUUUAUCACACAGUAGACAGACAUGGUGCAGCAAUUAGCUGCAAAAGAGCCAGAUAUUUCCCUCAGGGGUUGGUAGAGACCAGAAAUAGAGCUAACAGAGAAUGAGUAUUGGACGACCAUUCGUUGAGUGUCCAGAAACAUGAUUGUUGUGAUGUGUAACAAUGUAACUGUCUGAUAAGAUGCCGACCAUAUCUUCUUUAUAUGGGGAUCAUUUGUCACUUGUGUUUCCAGCUUGUUGCACUGUCCUCAACUGUCCAACAAUCUGUUAAUGCAAGUCUAAAGCCUCAUCCUGGUAGUUGGAGCAUGUUUUUGCCAAUGUGUUUUUUAAAUAUAUAUAUAGUACUACCAAUGCGUACUCUAGGUUUUAGAGUACCUUGCCCUUGUAUGGUGUGAAACAUAUGUGGGACUUCAGUUGAAUUAGGACUGGCCCUUAUUAAGAACUCUUUUAUUCUCUGUCUCUCUUUGUCCCUCUCCCUUAGUCCACUCCCACAGAGUUACGUAAACUGUGUUCUGUCCUGCUUUUUAUUCACAUUUUAACCAUCUAUGUUAUACACAUGUGCUAAAACAAGCCACUGUCCCUUCUCUCACCCCUCUGGACUGCUCUAUCUGUCACUGUCUCUGCCUGUUUCCAUCCUGCCCUUAAUUGUGUCUGCAUGUUGGCCAGAAGACUCUCAUGGCACUCAGUUGAUACACACUUGCAGAAUCCCACUCCCACAUACUUUGAUCUCAUGCAUGCUUGGCUUCAUAGAGGAAAUGCUUGUUGGCUGCUGGCACAGUAUGCAGCCUCACAAGCCUCGCUCACACUCUGUGAUUAUUGCCCUCUCUCACACUCACAAAAACAUUGUCUAUGUCCUUUGGAGGGUUGUCAUUAAAAUAAUUAUCUGCUGAAAUAUCCAAUCUAAGCUAAACAAAUAUUUCACAAGCUUCCUGAAAGCCUUUGAUGGAACAAAUUGCGCAGCUUUGCUCUUCACAGUGUUUAAUAUGUGUUGUGUGCUGUACAGUAAAUAAUGUUCUUUUUCAUCAAAAAUAAUGUAAACAGUCAAAGAAUGGAGGAAGUUGUUGCAGGGAUCUAUUACUCCGACAGUAAAUCUCUUCCAGUGUUAAUAGACUAUGUAGGUCUUUAGCGACUAAAAGGAUGUGGGUACUUGUGGUUAUAGUUGCGGCCCAUACAAUAUAGUAUGUGUGAGAGCAAGCACAUAUAUUACAUCAGAACAGUGCAGUUCUGUCAUCACUGGAGAGGGAGCAGAGCCAGAUGUUCCCCAGUGAGUCUGACAAAAGGUAAAAUACAUCUCCAUUGAUAAACAAAGAGGGACCACCCAAGCUCAAACUUACUUCCACAUUCCUCUUUUCUUACUUAAACUACCGGAUACACUCUUUAUCUCCUGGGAUCUUUCCGACACACACCCACAAGCUGGAAAAUGUUUAUGCUCUUGUGUCUAACUUUCAGGGUGUGAGCUGGAUGGUACAGUUCAUAACGUGUCCUACAGUAAAGAUGGCUGUCAGACAUGAGGGUAACAAGGAAUGCUAUCAUCAACCCUGCACUUUACUGAACUGCACACAGAGGGAGACUGUACCUGGAGGCUGCUGCCAGCGAUGCAGAGGCUGUGUCCAUUCUGGCGUCCAGUAUGAUCACAGAGCCAAGUGGAGGCCGGAGGGAAAUCCUUGUGAUGUCUGCGACUGUUUGGAGGGUCACGUUCGCUGCGAGAAGGAGCAGUGCAACACUCCAUGUAAAAACCCAGCUGCUGCUCCACCCAAUACCUGCUGUCCAGUUUGUCAAGGCUGUGGUGUGAACGGUCAUGACUUCUCUAACGGAGCUGUGAUCCCGACUGGAGACCGUUGUCAAGAGUGCACAUGUUUGAACGGAAAUGUGACUUGUUCACCCCUUUCCUGUCCUGCCUUAACUUGUCGAAACCCUGUGCAUCGUGCUGGAGAUUGUUGCCCACGGUGUGAGCAGUGUGAAUAUGAAUCCAAGGUGUAUUUGGAUGGACAGAAGUUCCCCUCCAGGAGAGACCCCUGCCUCCACUGCCGCUGCUCUGCAGGAGAAGUGUCUUGUGAGCGCUUGGAUUCAUCAUGUCCACCACCACACUGCAGUCAUCCAGCUCAGCGCAAAGGAGAGUGUUGUCCCACAUGCAAUGAAUGUGAGUAUGACAGCAGGGUUUAUGCAGAUGGGAAAGUGUUCAACCCUGCUGGAAGUGGACCCUGCCUGCAGUGCCGGUGUAAGGGUGGGAAUGUCAGUUGCCGUGACGAGAAGUGCCCUCCUGUCCAAUGCUCCAACCCCAUUAGAGAUCCACAUCUCUGCUGUCCAAUCUGCAAAGCGUGUGUGUUGGAGGGGGUAGAAUAUGAGGAAGGCUCCAACUGGCAACCCGAGGGUCGUCCCUGUUCCACCUGCACCUGUGUGAAUGGAGAGACGCUGUGUACGCACACACACUGCCCCCCGACCGCAUGCCUGCAUCCCAGCAAGACCACUGGCUCAUGUUGUGCAUUGUGUGAAAGCUGCAACUAUAACCAUCGUAUCUAUAGCAAUAGCCAAAGGUUUACGACUCCUGACCACCCUUGCCACAUCUGCAUAUGUCAGCAUGGCAGCGUAGAGUGUGAGAGAAGACCUUGUCCUCCACUCAAUUGUUCUAACUCAUACACACCACCUGGAGAGUGCUGCCCGAGAUGUCCAGACUGCUCAUUUGAAAACCGUAUAUUUGUGGAUGGAGAAGCUUUUUUAAACCCAGUGAGUGUGUGUGAGGAGUGUAAGUGUGUGAGCGGCCAGAUUGACUGCCACCAAGCCCAAUGCCCUCAUCCUCACUGCAACGCGCCUCUACACGGAACAUGCUGUCAAAACAACUGCAAUGGCUGCAGCUAUGCUGGGAAAGAGUAUCCCAAUGGACAAGAGUUCCCCCAUCCGACGGACACAUGCAGGACAUGCAGCUGCACUAACGGGAAUGUCCAGUGUCUGAUGAAGAGGUGUCCACGGCUGUCAUGCUCCAACCCAAAUGUGCUGCCUGGAGACUGCUGCCCCCAGUGUCCCGCUCCUCCAUCAGGCUGCGUGUAUGAACAGCAACCCUACAGACACACCGAGCGUUUCUACCACCCAACUGACAACUGUCGGUCAUGUGCUUGCACCAAUGGGACAGUUCACUGCCAGCGCAAGCCCUGCCCCUUUGCUCCAUGUUCUCAUCCCAUCACACAGCAGUGCUGCCGGACAUGCGAAGGCUGCGGAUACGAGGGCCGAGAGCGAGCGAAUGGGGAGACUUGGGAUGAUGCAUCUGAUCAAUGUGCAGUGUGUGUCUGCCGUGAGGGCUCAGUCCGGUGCGAGAGGAAGCACUGCCCGCCGUCCAACUGUAAACAUCCAGUCCAGAGACAGUGCUGCAUGUCCUGUGAAGGCUGCACGUUUCAUGGUAAAGAGUACUCUGAUGGCACGGAGUUUAGUGAUGACAAAGACCCUUGUGGCGUAUGUUACUGUUACGGAGGCGAGGUCAUCUGCACCAAGACACCUUGCUAUGGAGAGUGCAGUCACCCGUACACACCACCCAGACAAUGCUGUGGAGAAUGUGAACGCUGUUUCUAUAACAGUGCAGUCCUUGCCAAUGGCCAGUCAAUCCCUGACCCAGGAAACCUCUGCGCUGAAUGCACCUGUCAGAGUGGUUCAGUGCGAUGUGAGAAGAAGUCGUGUCCAGCCGCACGCUGUCCUCACCCGGUCACCAACCCUUGUGGCUGCCCUGUCUGUGACGGUUGUCACUUCCAAGGUGUGACAUACGUAGAGGGACAGAUCCUUCCAGGAGGAGAGGCAGGGUGCCAGGACUGCACAUGCUCAAGAGGUGAAGCGGUGUGUACACAGAGAAGAUGCCCUGCUGUGUCAUGCCCACAUCCAGCUCUGGAUGGCUGUGCAUGUGGAGUCUGUGACGGAUGCAACUUCAAUGGACGAGGCUGUUUCAACGGAGAGCGGUUCCCACACCCUACAGACCACUGCCAGCUCUGCUCCUGUCUGAACGGUGGUGUGGUGUGUAUGCAUGUGUCUUGUCCCAGUGUGGCCUGUGUACGUCCAUCGAGCCCUUCUGGGGAGUGCUGCCCAGUCUGCACAGGGAUGUGUCUCCAUCGGGGUAAAGAGUAUCAGUCCGGCUCCUCCUUCACUUCUCCCUCUGAUUCCUGCUCUUCAUGCUACUGUCUGAAUGAGGUUGUGAACUGUCAGAAGAGACCUUGUCCAGUCCGGUGCUCCCACCCGGUCCCUUCAGAUACCUGCUGCCCCGUCUGUGACUCCUGUCUGUAUGAGAGUGUCGUCCACUCUCACAGUCAAACCUUCAAAUCCUCCUCCAACCCCUGUCAGCGCUGCACUUGUGUCAGAGGCACCGUCACCUGUGUGCCCCAUGUCUGCCCACCUACAUCCUGUGUCCGACCAGUUACCAAGCCAGGACGGUGCUGUCCUGAGUGCACAGUGUGUAUGCUUGAUGGACAGGAGUACAGUGACGGGAUGAGAUGGAGUCUGAGUUCAAACCAGUGCUCCACCUGCACUUGCCAGGCAGGUGAGGUGCAUUGUGCGUCUCCCGAGUGUCCCAAGCUGCCUUGUAUGCAUCAGCUGACCGAUGCAGGAGCCUGCUGUCCUCGCUGUAGAGGUUGUGUGUAUGCAGGAGAGGCGCAUACAGAGGGCAGCAGCUGGUUCGCAGACUCCACCCCCUGUAUGACGUGUAUGUGUGUGGACGGAGUGACCACCUGCUCUGAAGUACGCUGUUUAUCUCCCUGCAUCAACUUCAUCAGCGUGCCUGGGGAGUGUUGCCCUGUGUGUGCUGACUGUGUAUUUGAGGGCAGAGUGUAUGGCCCAGGUGACAGUUUCCAUCCAGCCGAUGACCCGUGUCAGAUCUGCACUUGUGAGGUGCUGCCGGAUGGAGAGCAACACCUGAGGUGUUACCGAAAGCAGUGUCCCAGUCUGGUCGACUGUCCUAAGAGCAACAUCUUGUUCUCCGGGCCAGAAUCCUGCUGCCCUGUCUGUGCCCAGCCUCUCAGUAACUGCACCGCUGCACUGAUUGGCAACGAGGUCUUGGCAACAGAUGACCCUUGUUUCACCUGCCAGUGCAAGGACCUGACGUGGACCUGCUUACACCACAAGUGCCUCCCACUCACCUGCCCUCUUGAGGAACAGUUCAACUCUCCAGACUCAUGCUGCCCGGUUUGUAAAGAUUGUGUGAUCGAGGGCCAGAACAGACGGGUGGCCAACGGCAGCAGCUGGACAGACAGCGAUGACGACUGCGUCACAUGUACCUGCAACCUGGGCUACAUCGAGUGCAGUAUUGAAGAGUGUUUACAUGCAGUUUGUCUAAAUGGCCAGAAACAAGUGAAGGUUCCAGGGAAAUGCUGCUACGAAUGCCAAGACUCAGGGGCGUCGUGUUUGUACCAAGGAACCGUCUAUAAGUCUAACGAGCAGUGGGAGGUGGACGAGUGCACCGGCUGCACAUGUGUGUUUGGAGACGUUCACUGUCACAGUGAACGCUGCCCUUCUCUAACCUGUGCAACAGAUGAGAUGCCAGCCAUUGUCCCAGGCUUGUGUUGUCCUCAUUGUCUUCCUCGUCCAGCCACCUGCAUUGCCUUCGGCGACCCUCAUUAUCGCACCUUCGAUGGCCGCAUGCUGCACUUUCAGGGAGCGUGCACGUACGUCCUGGCACAGGACUGUGAGAGUGGCGACUUCAGUGUUCAUGCCACUAAUGAUGACCGUGGACGUAAAGGAGUGUCCUGGACCAAAGAGGUGACCGUGUUUAUCGGAGACAUCACAGUGCAGCUACUCCAGGACUGGGUUGUGAAGGUGAAUGAUGAGGUUGUGACUUUGCCGUUCCUCAGUGAACCGUACAUCUACGUCGAGCGACAGACAAACACCAUCUUACUCAACACUAACAUCGGGCUGAAGGUAUUGUGGAGUGGUCGCUCACAUCUGGAAGUGAGUGUGCCAGGCUCCUAUAAGGGCCACACCUGUGGGCUCUGUGGAAACUUCAAUAACUACUACCAGGAUGACCUCCGAACGCCCAGCGGACGGCUCAGCCUGUCAGAGGCGGACUUUGGAAACAGCUGGAGGGUCAUGAAUGGUAGCCGUUCGCUCUCAUCCUGUCGCCCCGGUGAGAACGUUGACCCCUGUAAAGACGCAGGCUACCAGGCCAAGAAGGGGGCUAACGCUCGCUGUAAGGCCCUGAAGUCCGCUGCCUUUAAGCCCUGCCAUCGCGUGGUGCCUCCGGAGCCGUGGUACGGAGCCUGUGUGUACGACCUCUGUGCCUGCGGGGCCAACACUGAUGAGUGUCUGUGUGACACACUGGAGGCCUAUGCCAGUCAGUGCAGAGAGGCUGGAGUCAUCUUGCAAUGGAGGAGCCCAUCGCAGUGUGCUGUUGGCUGUCCAGUGGAGAGGGGCUUUGUGUUUGAUGAGUGCGGACCCCCGUGCCCCGUCACCUGCUUUAACGUGGACGUACCACUGGGGGUGAUAGAGAGCCACUGCUUCAAGCCCUGUGUCCCAGGCUGCCAGUGCCCUGCUGGUCUGGUUCUACACGACAACUACUGCAUCCAGACAGAGAAGUGCCCCAAGAUCAUUCACGGCAACUCCUCAUAACUCUUUGGACUGCUCACUUUCGAGUGAACACUUAACUUAUAAGCAGACAUACACACUACCAGCUCUAAUAAUCUUCCAUCCUCCAAGGACUGCUACAGCCUUCUGUUACUGUAUACAUGUUGAAAUACAACAAACUGUGGAUUUAACUGCGUUUUAAUGUUUUUAUUAGGAUUGUUUUACUUUUAUAUGUAGCACUGAAUAUUUAUACAACAGAAGGGUCUUGUCAUUUUGUGUCACAUGUUCAUUGGUAUUGUCUCUACCUGUUUUGUUUUACACAUUUAUGAUAUUAUUUUAACAGUAUUAUUUGCUUCAAAUGUAUAGUCACACAUUGCACUGUGCAAUGUGUGACUAUACACAGGAAGCCACAUAGUCUCAGGUACUCUUUUACUUUGCUGUCUAUUGUUCAAAUAAACAAAGGCUUAACUAAUA
Molecule: messenger RNA, 7374 nt
Organism: Pseudoliparis swirei
Lineage: Eukaryota; Metazoa; Chordata; Actinopteri; Perciformes; Liparidae
Gene: kcp
Product: kielin cysteine rich BMP regulator
Exons: 41
Coding region: 1834-6945 (1703 amino acids)
Molecular function (GO): protein binding
Source: RefSeq, a predicted model, not a curated record